ACCAGUUACUAAACAUGUGGCGACAUGGCUACAUACCGUGGUGUUUUGUCCUGCUAUCACUACACAUCGUCCAGCAAGUACUAAGCACGGAGACAGUGGCCGUAACAGCCUUAGGCGGGCAACCUUUUAAUCAGUUUAAGGAGCUGGACAAGACGUGCGACAAGGAGUGCACGUCUCAUGGGAACUGUAACAAGGAGUUAGGGGAGUGCGAAUGCCCGUUUGGGUUGACAGGCCCCAGCUGCCAGUCGCCCACCCUCCCCGCCUGCCGCACCACCCUCCGCCCCGGUGCGCCCAUCUUCCUCGGCCGCUCCGUCCCGCGCAACUGCCACUGCUACCGGCAGCUCCUGCGCGCCACAUGCCUGCCCAGCAACUCCUCCUCCCCCUCAUCCACCGCUACCCCCUCCUCGCGCUGCGCCUCCCACACCGUAUCGCUAUGGGGCGCGCUGACCUGCUUCGAGCACACCAGCCAACCCGAGGAGCAGCAGCUCUCGGAGCUCCCGGAGCGGUUGGACGACCCGGCGUACCGCUGGCAGCGCGGCGUGGUGACCCGGCGGGUCGCUGAGGGCGGCGGUGCGGCGGCGGAGCAGGAGGCGGAGGAGGUGCGGGACUUUGAGCCGCUAGCGAAGCCGCCCUCACAUGACCACCUGCGGUUUGCGGUGGCGCUGUCCAAGUGCCCGAACAGGUGCUCCGACCAGGGCGUGUGUCGGCUGGUGGGGGCGGGCGGCAGCGGCCCGCCCACCUGCUACUGCCAACCGGGCUUCGCGGGACCCGACUGCUCGCAGCCCGCACCCUCGCCGCUCUGCCCCAACGACUGCGGCGGGCGGGGCACCUGCGUGGGCGGGUUCUGCAAGUGCAAGCCGCCGUACUGGGGCAUUGGAUGCGGGCGGAGUAAGGCGUUUGAGCCUGUCAAGGACAGCGUCUCCUACCCCUACUACCCCGCGCUCAAGAUCUACAUGUACGAUGUGCCCAUGGGCAUCGCGGGGCCGCAGCAGUUCGACGAUGGGGACACCGACGUCUACAUCAUCUACCAGGCCUUCAUGCGCUUCAUGGAGGCCUUCCUGGCCGACACCGGCGGCGUGCGGACGGAGAACCCGCACGAGGCCAACCUGUUCUACAUCCCCACCUUUGCCUACUACGUCACAGCCAAUCUGGGCGACCCCACCGCCGCCGUAGCCCGCGCAGUGGACUGGGUGGCGGACAAGUUCCCCUUCUUCAAGCGCAGCGGCGGCAAAGACCACUUCGUGGUGCUCACCUCCGACCGGGGCGGCUGCUACCUCAAAGCCAUGCCGCAGACGGAGAACCUGAUCAGGCUGGUUCACUUCGGUCUGGAGCGGCCCAACAUCACGGACAUGGGCCCGCUGGUCCAGAACCGCGAGUACGGCUGCUUCAAGAGCAGUCGCGACGUGGUGCUGGCGCCCUUCUUCAAGCCCAAGGCGACGCUGGUGCGGGAGGUGCAUGCACAGCUGGAGCAGCCGGGGGGCGCGGAGAAGCUGAUGGAGAAGAAGGAUGUGCUGUUCUUCUUCAGCGGGGACGUCAGGCACCACGAGCCCGAGUACAGCGGCGGGGUGCGGCAGGCGCUGUCGGCGCUGCUGUCCAAGACCACCUACCCCGACGUGGUGUUCAAGGCGGGCUUCCAGCCCAUGAGUGCGGGGGAGUAUGAGGACUUGCUGGCGCGAGCCAAGUUCUGUCUGGCGCCGUACGGCCAUGGAUGGGGCAUCCGGCUGACCCACGCGCUGAUGCAUGCGUGUGUGCCGGUGAUCAUCCAGGACAAGGUUCGGCAGCCGUUCGAGGACCUGCUGCACUACCCGGACUUCUCCGUGCGCGUGUCCAAGGCGGACAUACCGCGCAUCGUGGAGAUACUGCGCGCGGUGCCGCAGGAGGACGUGCUGCGCAUGAUGAAGGAGAAUGUCAGGGUCUACCGGGCGUUCAUCUGGCAACCGGAGCUGGGCGGCCUCGCCUACAACUACACCAUUGCCAGCCUGCGGAGACGGCUGAGCUACGUGAGAGGGGAGCUGUAUGAAGCAGGCACGCGCCGCCUGCGGUGAGCGUUAUAGGGUUUAUGGCGGUCCUCGUUUAUUAGGUAUUGUGCACAGAACAGGAGGUAAUGAGUGUUGCCGGUGCUUCCCUUGCGAAUGGCAGGGAGCGUGAUAUGCAGGGAACGCAUGUGGAAG
Messenger RNA from Astrephomene gubernaculifera, 2171 nucleotides. The record is from the annotation of a GenBank genome assembly. Lineage: Eukaryota; Viridiplantae; Chlorophyta; Chlorophyceae; Chlamydomonadales; Astrephomenaceae.